AUGGAUAUUAAUUGCGUUUACAUCAUGCUUUCUCGAAUGUGCCUAGUACGUUCGACUUUAAACGUACAACAGACUUUAAGGACACCCAUACCACAGAAUUUUAUGCCAAAAAAUUAUGUAGUCCGAAACUAUGCACGUGAUGCACGCUCCCGUGUUGCAACCAGAACACAACCCACACUUUGGGAAAGAUUAAUGGCACCAGCUGGUCCUAAUGCCUUCAGCUUAGGAAAAGGAGCACUAGCAGGAGCAUCUGCAGUGGGUCUUGGUGCCCUUUGCUAUUAUGGAUCAGGAGUCAAACCUGGCACAUUGCAGGAGGCACACCUCUGGCCUCAGUAUGUUAAAGAUCGCAUUAAAGCAACAUAUGGUUAUAUUGCGGGUUCCCUCGUACUGACUGCAGGAAGUGCAAUCACAGUUUUCAGAACACCUGCUCUACUAAAUUUAGUGGCACGUAAUGGAUGGAUGUCAAUCAUCUUAACACUUGGCCUUAUGAUUGGAUCAGGCAUGGUAGUGAGAAACAUGGAAUACAAACCAGGUUUUGGAGCAAAACAGCUGGCUUGGAUAGUACAUACUGGCAUUAUGGGUGCUGUUAUCGCACCAAUUUGUUUCCUUGGUGGUCCUAUUCUAAUGCGAGCUGCAUGGUACACAGCUGGUGUUGUGGGGGGGUUUAAGCACAAUUGCCAUUUGUGCUCCAUCAGGUGA
Messenger RNA from Parnassius apollo (apollo), 699 nucleotides. NCBI's taxonomy places the organism in Eukaryota, Metazoa, Arthropoda, Insecta, Lepidoptera, Papilionidae. The record is from the annotation of a GenBank genome assembly.